Molecule: messenger RNA, 1086 nt
Organism: Aegilops tauschii subsp. strangulata
Lineage: Eukaryota; Viridiplantae; Streptophyta; Magnoliopsida; Poales; Poaceae
Source: RefSeq, a predicted model, not a curated record
AUGGGCCGGGAAGGCAGGAAGAAACUAGAGGAAGCUUUGGGCAAACUGGACAUAUCUGAAGAAGAGGCGACCCCUCUGGUGAUCGAUGAUCGCACCGAUGGUGGUCCGGUGAAGUGGUUAUUGGCUGGUAAAAUUCUUCACAGAAAUCUUUUUCACAUCCAUACUAUCACCAAUGCACGCCAAUCGGCGUGGGGAAACCCGCGAGGACUGAAGUUCAGAUCGGUUGGGUUCAACAAGUUUGUGGCUAAAUUUGAGAAUCAAAGGAAUAGAGAUCGUGUCUGGGGUGGAUCGCCAUGGCACAUAAACAAGAACGCCGUGGUGCUUGCUGAGUUUGAUGAUUGCAUGAGGCCAGAUGAACUUAAAUUUGAUCGUCUGCAGAUUUGGGCUAGGGUUGUUGAUCUACCCUUUAAUUUGAGAGAUGAAUCAUGGUGGAGCCCAAUUGCUAAACACAUGGACAAGAAUGCCCAGUCUGUUACGUUUGAUCAUAAUGGUGGUUUUCUGCGUGCAAGGAUCUGCAUUGAUGUAGAAAAGCCAUUCAGGAGAUGGAUUCUAAUUGAUUCGGCCAAGAGGAAGAAAGUGGAUAUGUAUGAUAUUCAAUAUGAGCAAGUGCCCUAUUUUUGUUUCUCCUGUGGAAAGUUGGGUCAUUCAGAUCUUUACUGCCCAACGCCGGGGUCCCGGGACGAGAAUGGUGACCUCCCGUUUGGACCAAAGCUACGAGCGUCGGAGGAUUUCAGGAAGCCAGCGAGUUCAGAGAAUUCUUCCAGGGAUCAUAAUACAAGUAACAAAACCAGGAACUCGAGUACUGCUACAGAGACAGAGGAAGUGAAUACCCCCGUCAAGCAUAGGAAACAGCAGAAGCAUAAAGAUGCCCCGAAUCAGGUGUAUAGGCCGGUUGCAAAAACCACACUGCUGCUUACUGAUGGAGAGGAAGGGGAUGUGGCUGGCGUUUCAAAGUUGGCCAGUGCUGAUGCAGCAUCACAGGUCAGUGGGGAGGAAGAUGAAUUUGCGCGCGAUGACAAGAAGAAGAAGAAGCCUACACCAAAGAAUUCGGCAGAGACCGCGCAACGGUCCUGCCCGUCCCAAUGA